AUGAGUAAACCAAAACAAAAAGAGAAACCGAAUCAGCGAAAAAUGGCGUUUCGCCAAGAAGCUACCGAUGCUCUUCUACAACUUGAAAAUGAUUCACAAGUGACAUUUGAAAAAGCAAUGGAAGUAGCAAAACUCGAUUGUAGACAGUGUAAAUUGCACGAUAUAUCACACAAUGCAAAGUAAGUUAAUCUUCAGAUUGUGGAAAAAAUUCAAAUGACUUUCAGGCACCAAAACUGUCGUGACAAUCCAUUUUGCAUAAAUCGUUUGGGAUUGGAGAAAUUCGAAAAACUGAUAAAUUUGGAAGUACAAAAUCGCGAAGACGCGCGUAUCAAUCAAAAACGUCGUGAUUUAAAUGAUCAACCUUCUGGCUUGGUGAACAAUGGCAAUUUUUGCUAUGUCAAUAGUUUUUUGCAAGUCUGGUUCAGUGUUAUUGAAUUUCGACAGAUUAUUUAUGAUUUUCGACCAUCCCGAGAUUAUAUUGCGUGAGUUUCGGCUUAUAAAUGUAAUAAACAUACUGCGAUUUUUAGACCCGAAUUGCCGAGAAUGAAUGUGGAACGAGUUAUGAUGGCGUUGCAGGAUUUGUUCUUUACUAUGCAAACUACACCAUUUGUGAGUUGAUUUUUGGGUAAAAAUAGUGGAAAUGAAAAAUUUAUCUGCAACCUAAAAUUAUAUUUUUCAGAAUUUUUUUCAUGUUAAAAGUCCCAAUUUCCAUCCCAAAACCUUCGUUAAUUAUUUCAGAUGGAUACGGACAAAAACGAUACUUUAAUCCGUGAACUUCGCCUAAAUCAAGAACAACAAGAUGCUCAAGAAUUCGCUCUUAUGUUAUUCGAUGCUUUAGAUCGAAAUCUUCAACUUCAUCCAAAUGGAAAUCCGAUUCGAGAGCGAAUUAAGAAUUUAUAUAUGGGUUCGACGUGUUCGAGAAUUUUUUGCGAAUGUGGAAUGUCGAGUGAAAGAUUGGAAGUUUCGACCUCAUUGCAAUUAAAUAUUGAUGGACAUGCCACACUUUUGGAUGCUUUGAGUGCUAAUUUUGGAGUCGAAAAGUGAGUAUUUUGAAAAAGAAUAUAGAAUUUUUAACAAAAAACUGAUAAAAAUCCAAAAUCCUUGAUAUUUUUGCAGACUCGACGAUUAUAAAUGUAGCGAAUGUGGACAAAAAGGACGUGUUUCUAGAAUGAGCGAUUAUGCUGAAUUGCCACCUGUUGUUAUAAUUCAAUUGAAUCGAUAUAAAUACACAUCGUAAGUCAAUUCUGGAGCCAUUUUUUUUUUAUUUAAUUUCUUUUUUUUGCUCAAAAUUGACCAUUUUCAGUUCGUUCAGCCUAAGAUGGAGCCUGAAAUCACAUUUUUCUUUCUAUAAUUCCAAUGUUUUUUUUAGGAAAGGUCGUCAGAAGUUGAAAACCACUUUGGCCUAUCCGCGCGAAAUUUCGGCUAGAAUUUUCAAGCAAAGUUCCACGGAUGUUUAUGAGCUUUUUGCUGUGACAAUUCACGAGGGAAAUAAUGCGGAAUGUGGACAUUAUUAUGAUUUGAUUAAAUCGCCGUUGAAUCAAAAAUGGUAUCGAUAUAAUGAUGCGGUAAGACUUAUUUUCACGGAAAACGAUGAAUUCUGGAUAUCUAAAAUCAUUCUAAUUUUUCUCUGAUUUCAGACAGUCGAAGCUCUUCAAAAACCACCAGGAACCGAAAAACCAACAACAGAAAUCAAUGCAAAAGCAAAACGAGCGAAAAACGAAAAAGUUUUGACAGAUCAAAAAAGCUUGCUAUGGAUUACUGUAUCGAAAAAAGGAUCGAAAUUUGCCGAUUUCACAGCCAAAAUUGCCACCAGAAGAAAUAAUUCAAGAAUCGAAAAGAAAGAUUGAGGAAAUGUUUGAGGGACAAACAAAAAGUAAAAUUGAAAAAUCGGAAAAAAGAUUGUAUGAUUUGCAAAGAAGAGUCGAGAAAUUGAAGAAUAAUUUUAGUAAAUUAGAGGUAAGGAGAAAAAUCGGAGAAAAUAAUCUAGAAAUUCUGUAAAAUUGGCUAAUUUGAGUUUUCCCCAACCAAUUUUUUUCAGACACACGAAGGUAAAUUCCAACAUCCGAACGAGAUUGCAUUUCUUCCAACAAGCCUUAUUUCGAACAUUUUGGAAGGCGAAUUCGAAAUUGCGAAAGGCAAUAAAAACACUGGAAAAAAAUCAACAAAUCCACCCGAAAAUUUGGAAAAAUCGCAGGAAGAAAAUGAGGAAACACAGGCUGAAAAUACGGAAAUUCCAAUUGAAAAUCCGGAAAACAUUCCUCCACCUGUUGAAAAUUUGGAUAUUUUGGCGAUUGCAAUGACUUCUUCCGAAUUGUUGCCGAAUUUACCCGAAAAUGAGGAAAGAAGAAAAACGCGAGCUCAAAAUGGAAUCACAAAAUCAGUUUAUGGACAUUCGGGAAGUUCGAAAAGCCCCAGAAAGGAGAAAUUGAUCAAAUUACCCAUUUCGAGCCAGGUAGGACUUUGAGCUGAAAUUAAGGCUGGAGACGUGAAAAUUUGACCAAAAAUUAGUUUUUAAACUAAACUAAUAAAUAUUUGACAUUUUUCCCUCAAAAAUGCCAUAUAAUUUUCAGGUUAGCAAUCUUUUGGAUUCACACGAAAUGCCAAUUUGUGGUCAUGGAAAAAUGUCGAUUGAAUCGAUUUUAUUCGGAGAUGUAAAAGCAGUGAGUAGAGCACCGGCAAUUUCUUUGCUUCGAGAAUAUGAUUAUCGAGCAAAAAUGGUUUUUGAUGAUGGAAGAAGAGAAUAUCCGCAACCUGAAAAAGAGAAGGAGGUUUUUGUGUUUACUGCGUGAGUUUUUUGGGUUAUUUUGGUGGGGAAAUAGGGUGUUUAGACUGAAAAUGAGAAAAUAUUCUAAUUUCAAACCCAUAAAUCCAACAAUUGUGAGCCAAACUGCAUUAAAAAAUCAGAAAAUUCUGAAUUUUGUUCUGAAAAACAUUUUCACAAAGAUAAAAAACGUUUUGAUUCUUAGCUCGAAGUUCUCUCUGAAAUCGAAUGUUUCCUCCUAAAUUCCAUAUUUUCAGCGAAGAUAUUUGUAUGGAUUGUGUUUUGGAAAUGAGAAUCGAAGGAAUAUUCAAUGAUCGAUUAGAAGACGACGAUAGAUUAGCUCGAAAAAUCUUGAAAGAGGAAAAGUUGCGAUGCUCUGUCAAAUGUCCACUUCCAAAACCAGAUGAUUAUUUUUAUGUGGCCAAAGUUGCUUUAAUGAACUUCAAGAAAAUGGCGAAUAAUGAACGGCAAUUCAAAUUGAAUCGAGUUUUGACAAAAGGCGGAACAUUGUUUUUUGAUUCGGUGCAAAGUGUGAGGGAUUUUUAGGGUUUCUUGAUGGGAACAUUUCAUGAAAAAUUGGUGUGGGAGUUUUUUAUAUUCAAUUUUUUGCAGCAAAAACAAGACCCUGGCUUCGCAGAUGUUUGUACAAAUUUGAAAAGACUUCGCUGGAAAACUUCUUCUUUUUCUUCUUCGAAUAGAAAAUCCGAAGGAAUUCCACCAGAAAAAAUGGCAAAAUUGGAUAGCAGUUUUUUGGAACCUGAAGAUUUGGGAAGUUUGGAAAUGGAAUCGACGAGUUCGAACUCGAAUUUAAUUUCGAAUUUAAAUUUGGUGCCAAAUGUUGUGCAAAUGGCUGUGGCUGAAGAUCAGACUCGGCCAUCUUCGAGAUCAACACCGGCUUCGAAUAUGGUUAGCCAACCAGUGGAAUUUAAUGGAGAGUUGAGAUGUGCACAUGGUGAGCGGUUUUUUCGGAGGGAUUUUUAGGAUUAAAACGUUGGGGUUUCAAAGGAAAAAUCACAAUUUUUCGCAAUUUCAAAAAACUCGCAGAAUUUUUUUAAAUUUCCAUUUCAUGUUUGGAGUUUCAUUCUUUCUAUUAAAAUUAACAAAAACUCACAUUUUUUUGGAAAUUUUCAACCAAAAUAUAAUCUUAUUCAAAAAGUUCAAAAUUCUAGGCGGUAUUAACUACAAUCAAUUCCGUCACGCUGUUUCACCUGAAGAAUGGCAACGCCUUAUUCAUUAUUUCGAUGAUAAUUUCGAAGUUCAUUGCAAUGAUCAAGUAUGUGAUUUGUGUCAACAACAAGAAGAAGAUGCACAAAAUGGCUCGUUAAAUAUGCGAAUUUUGGUGAGAGAAAUGAGAAAACGCCUGACAGACACGUUGAAAAAUAUCGAUUUGCGAGAAGAAAAUCCGGAAAUUUCGGAAGUCUCUUUGGAAUUCGGAAUAUGCAGUGUGUUUUUGGAUAAGUUACGCAAACUUACUCAACGAAAUGCCACGUCACCACCGCAUAUUUGCCAAAAUUGUUUGCUUUGUCCCGAACAUUCUAGACCUUUUAAAGGUUUUCAAAGUCUUAUGCCCGAAAAAAAAGACGCGUAUAUUGUUGGAUUAACAGCGGAAGAAUGGCAUACAAUUACGCAGGAGAUUCAGAAAUUGGAAGAAGUUGAAGGAAAAACGAAUAGCGAUACACCGCAUGUUAUUUUGAUUACUUCAUCUAGAAAUUCGGAAGGAAGUUUGGAAGAAGAUCGAGAAGAAAGAUCAGUGGUUGAUCUUUGUCAUGUUUGCUAUGAGCAAAAUAUUCGAAGAAUUGAAGAGAUGAAAUAUCAGUUUGAGAAUGAGUUGGUUUAUGUGAAAUUGGUUCAACCGGUGAGUUACGAUGCUCCGCGUUUACAUAUCGAAAUUUCGAUAGUUUCUGAAGAGCAGAAAUGAUGAAAUUUUUAGCCGAAAAUUUUGAAACAACGAUGCUUCGGAUUUACGCAUCGAAAUUUUAUGUUUAAGAUUUAAAAAAACAUCCGCUAAAUUUCGAAAAGAAAAAUUGCAGAAUGAUGAUUGUGCCGAAACGACUAAAAAUCGUGGAGCCGCGAAAUCUACCAGAAGAAGGAAAGAUAUUAUUGGAGUUAAGGUAAUCGAACCUUAAUUUAACCCUAAAAUUACUCUAACCUCUGUUUAUUUUACAGCUUUCCUCAUCUUCUCGAUUGUUGGACUUGAAAAUUGCAUUGUAUGACAAAUGUUAUCAAUCACCAACCGAUCAAUUAUUAUACCGUGCAGUUGGUGGCGAAUUAUUGGAUGCCACGUGUCACGAAAAAACUUUGUAUGAAUUGAAAUUGUUGCCAAAUAAUAAUGACAAUGUGAGCUUUUUUUAAAGUUGAAAUGGGGGAAUUUUGUUAAUCAGUCCUGUAAAUUGAAAAUAAUCUGAAAACUUUUGAACUAUUUUCUGGAAUGAAAUAAUAGAAUUUCAAAAUAUUCUGUGAGAUUUAGGCUAAAUCCAGUUUUUUUCAGCCACUCAUUUUAAUGGCAAACACCAACGCGGCUAUUCAUUCAACACUUCCCGAAGACACAAAUUCGGAUCGCGCUCCAGAACGUGGAUUCGUCGAUACAGCAUUGGCCCACUAA
This is a messenger RNA of Caenorhabditis angaria, 5363 nucleotides long. The record is from the annotation of a GenBank genome assembly. Lineage: Eukaryota; Metazoa; Nematoda; Chromadorea; Rhabditida; Rhabditidae.